Messenger RNA from Leguminivora glycinivorella, 1266 nucleotides. RefSeq names its product clavesin-2-like. Gene Ontology annotation, molecular function: phosphatidylinositol bisphosphate binding. Lineage: Eukaryota; Metazoa; Arthropoda; Insecta; Lepidoptera; Tortricidae. Gene Ontology annotation, cellular component: membrane. Bases 259 to 1146 code for a protein of 295 amino acids. The record is from RefSeq and is a predicted model, not a curated record. The transcript is spliced from 6 exons.
UACAGUCAAGGAGUGAUGGCCGAUUUACGAUGGAGUCAUUUGCGCCUCCAGUUCGAGUGUUUUUGGCGAUAGGUGUUUAGUCUAGUCGAUCUAACUAAUCUUUUCAGACGCGUGGUCUAGUGCUUGUGUUAUCUAGUGUGUGGAUACAACUUUUACUUUGUGAGUAUUCAUUAGAAUCAACUUUGGGCGAAUGUAGAAAAGCUGUGCUAAGCAGAACGUUGUUUCGCAAAGAACCGAAGCCAGCAUAACUAGAACAGUAUGGUGGAGGUGGACCAGUUCAUCGACCUGUGUUACCAGGCCGAUCUUGACACGUCGGAGCACCCGGAACUGUUGGAGCUGGCGCGAGAGCUGGUGCGCGAGGACCCGGACACACGCGCCGCCGCUAUUCAGGAGCUCCGGAACAUGAUCUACGAGCGUGGUGAGUGCUCCCCGCGGCGCAUGGAUGACGCAUUCCUACUCAAGUUCCUGCGCGCGCGCCGCUUCGUCGUACGACGCGCCCACAGACACCUGGUGCGUUACUGUAACUUCCUGGAGCAGUACCCGUACCUGUACCGCGACGUGGACUUCUGGGGACUAAUCAAGGUGAAGAAAGCCUACGAGGCGGCCAUGCUAGACCCACCGGGGGUCGGGCGCUUGUUCAUCGCACGCUUCGGCACAUGGGACCCCGACGACUUCCCGGUGGAGGACUUAGUGCGAGCAGCGAUGGCCUUCAUGGAGGCGGGUCUGCGCACGCCGCGCGCGCAGAUCCUGGGUGGCACCGUCAUCUUCGAUCUAGAGGGCAUCACUAUGAAGCACAUCGCCACGCUUACGCCCACUGUCGCCUACCAGAUCGUUUGUCUCACCGGGUACGCGCUCCCCGGCAUCAUGCACGGCUGCCAUAUUAUCAACUACAACUGGCUGCUCAACACCUUCUUCUUCCUCUUCAAGCGGUUCAUCAGCCGGAAGACCUGGGCCAAGAUCCACUUCCACGGCAGCGACAUGGAGUCUCUUCAGCGACUCGUGCCGCGCGAGUGUCUACCGCCGCGUUAUGGCGGGACCUGCCGACUGCACACAGACUUUGAGACUGGAUUUAAGAAGGUCAAGCAGUACAGAGACGAGGCCUUUGAUCGUGAGAUGAAGGAGUUUGGGUGGUUGAUGAAGGAGUAGGACGUAUUAGGGCAUUUUCAGAAUUAGGGUCCCCCAAUUAGCGCAAGUUGUUAAUAAAAAUUAACUCGCUGUCAGUUUUGUUUUGUGACGACAAUCAAGCAUAAAAUCUAUCUAAAAAUU